Molecule: messenger RNA, 1332 nt
Organism: Linnemannia hyalina
Lineage: Eukaryota; Fungi; Mortierellomycota; Mortierellomycetes; Mortierellales; Mortierellaceae
Source: the annotation of a GenBank genome assembly
AUGCACUCGCAUCCUACUAUCGUCCGCCUGGACUGCAAGGCUCAGUCCUACGACUGGGGCAAGAUUGGAUCCCACUCCUCCGUCGCCAGGUUCGCCUCCUCCUCCCCUGGAUUCACAGUCGACGAGUCCCGUCCCUACGCUGAGCUCUGGAUGGGUACACACCCCAACGCACCAUCAACGCUCUACCAAUCCGAGAAAUCACUAGAGUCCCUCCUCAAGGCAGACCCCCAGCUUCUCACACCUCACUUCCACGAGAAGUACAACGGUCACCUCCCCUUCCUUUUCAAGGUCCUCUCUAUCAGAAAGGCGCUCUCGAUCCAGGCACACCCCGACAAAUCCCUCGCUGAGAAGUUAUUCAAGGACCGGCCCGAUCUUUACAAGGACGAUAACCAUAAACCCGAGAUGGCGAUUGCAUUGACGGAUUUUGAGGCUCUUUGUGGGUUUAAACCGCUGGAUGAGAUUUCGGCGGCAUUGGAUCAUUGGCCAGAGUUCAGGGCAUUGGUUGGAGACCAGGCGACGCAUGAGUUUCAAGAGACUAUUAAGAGGUCACAGGUGACCGAGGGGAUCAAGGGAAUCAAGGAGGGGCGCCACGCGCUCAAGGCUUUGUUCAAGACCAUGAUGGCUGCGGAUGCUGACAAAGUCAAGUUGGAGCUCGAUCGAUUGGUGGCUAGACUUGAGUCUGCUGGUCAGCAGUAUUUUGUGGGUUCUUUGGAGGAGUUGCUGCUCAGAGCUCAUUCUCAGUUCCCUGGAGAUGUGGGUACCUUCAGCUUCUUCUUCCUCAACUAUAUCGUCCUCCAGCCUGGUCAGGCGGUCUUCUUGGCCGCCAACGAGCCUCAUGCCUAUUUGAGUGGAGACUGCGUGGAGUGUAUGGCGGCCAGUGACAAUGUGGUUCGCGCAGGACUGACCCCGAAAUUCAAGGACGUCGAGGUCCUGACCGAGAUGCUGACCUACCAGUCAAAAGCCGGGUCCGACCAACUCCUUUCAGGAGUCCUCUGCACACCCACAGGCCAUUCGCUCAUGUACGACCCCCCAAUUGAUGAGUUCUCGAUCAUUCUCACCACUCUUGAUCACGCAAAGGAGAAGGAGCGUUUGAGGGGCGCUGAAGGCCCCAGUGUGGUCAUUGUCACCAAGGGCCAGGGUGUGAUCCGGACUGAGAACCGUGCCACGGGUGAGGGUGAGGAUGAGGUGGUUGAGGUUAUUGCAAAGGAGGGGAGAGUGUUUUUUGUCGGUGCUAAUACGCCCUUUUCGAUUGAGGCCACGUCGGAUGAGGGGGUCACUAUCUAUACCGCCUUCUCUGUCAAGCCUGACAAGAAGGACCACUUCCACCAUUAA